Molecule: messenger RNA, 327 nt
Organism: Eimeria maxima
Lineage: Eukaryota; Apicomplexa; Conoidasida; Eucoccidiorida; Eimeriidae
Exons: 4
Coding region: 1-327 (108 amino acids)
Source: RefSeq, a predicted model, not a curated record
AUGGCAGUGGAGGCCAAGGACAUUCCGCCCUUGGAAAGGAUGAGACCCUUCUUCUUUUCCUGGUUCCGAUUUCUUACUGUACCAGGAGGGAAGGGAUGCUUUUAUAUCUUUUAUGGAUCACUGUCGCUGUCUUUGUGGAGGAGCUCUUUCGUCCUAGCCCUUGUGGGCAUAUACACAGCGAGCAUGGGCGUUGUGUGCGUCCUCGUACACUUUGGUAUGAGACAGGAGCUGCAACAACACGGGAUAAGCGUAUCGGAGAGUCCAGGAGAUGAGGUGUCCUUGGGCCAACCCAUUGAGCCCGAGCAUAUCGCCCCACCGGCCUUCUAA